AUGACGCUGAAGGAUCGUUCCCCGGAAGUCAAGUCACUCGAGUCCAGAAGGACAUCAGGCGCCGUAGAUGCUCUUGAGGCUGCACUGUCUGCAGGCACACAAAACGGCGUAGCAGCAGGCAAGGAGCCACAGGGACGCAGUCUGCCAGAGGAUCCUGACAUUGUCUUCAAUGUAGACACCAGUGAGGAGGGAGAAGGCCAGCCGCAAUUACCGGAGACUGCCAUCACAAAGUACCUGACUGAUGUGGUGCUGGAGAUGCGGCAACUCAUUGCUGUAAAUCGCAACUUCAUAUGCUAUGCUCUGAAGCAAGGGCAUGUACGCUUGCUCAGCACCCAGGCCAAUGUGCGAGACCUGAUCAAAGCGCAUGUGCCACCAGUGACUGACAUCCGGUUUCACAGUGCCGCUAUUGAUUUGCUGGCCAGUGCUGACAAGGAAGGCCAUGUCGCGGUCUGGCGCUUGGACGGUGAAGCUGAGGAGGGCAAAAGGGCUGAGCGAGUGCUCUUCCUAACGCUCGGAGAUAUGCUUGGUGAAGGACAGGAGCUUCACUUGGCGUGGCACCCUCAGUCAGACAGCACUCUGGCGGUGACAGUCAGGGACGGUCUGCUGGUUGUUGAUCUGAAAGCCCUUCAGGAAGCCGGCAGCACAGAAGUGGUCUGCGAUCAGAGCACGCUCCCCAGCGGGCUCAGACAUUUGCACAUUGCGUCUGAUCUGCAGCCGUCCACGCUGGACUUUUCCCCUGACGGGCACUUGCUGGCGGCUGGGGCUCCCGAAGGCAAGAUUUACAUUUGGGACACUGCCAGCUCUGCGGCCAGCGCGCCGGUGAGCACCAUAGAGCCAUUUGAGGGGCAGGCGCUGGGGAGCGUCACAUGGGUGCAGCGCGCGGACGGAGGCGCCCCCUGGAUCCUCGCUGGGGACGCAGUCAACCGCGAGCUGCGCCUGUUCCAUGGGGACGUUGCCUCAGGAUUCCACCUGAGGCAGGCUUUGCGGCUGGAGAGCCUGGAGGGGGAGCAGGCCUUCUACAACCACCUGGUGUACCAUGCAGCCUCCAGCCUGAUUGUGCUGGCCAACUCCAGGCGCAGUGCGGUGUAUGCCGUGCACCUGGGGCCCGGGAAGGAGAGCAGCCUGCGCUUUGACUACCUGGCAAAGUUUGGCGUCGGCGUCCCCAUGCUGAGCCUGACAGCAGCGCCACCACCGGACAACGGGCAGGACGCGGUGCAGCUGUUCUGUGUGCAGAAGCAGGGCAUCUCGCAGUGCAGCCUGCACCCGCAGAUGUGCCGCGCACCCGCGGACAAGGCCCGGGCGGCAGCCGAGCCCAACUACAGCGCGGCAUCCGCCAACGCCGGCAUCUCAGGGCCGGCACAGCACCCGCUGUCCUCCGAGGCAGACACCUCUGCCAUGGGCUCGCAGGCAGAGCAGGUAGUGGAGAGCAGGCAGCUGAGCUCCACGAACGACACCCCAUCCCCUCGAACGUCCAUUGCAGCACCCGAUGCGACGGUGGCAGGCAGCUUGCCGGCAGGCGAGACAUCAUCGCCAGCGGCGGCUGCGUCAGCCUCCCUGCCACUGCCGCUGCCUCCCCCGGUGACCACGCCGCCUGCAGCGGCAGUUCCGCAGCCGCGCCUGCUCACCCCCAAGCAGCUCAUCAAGCUGGCUGGCAACCGCACCGCCUCCCAGGGCUCCUCUACCAGCACAGACCUGCACACCCUGCGCACAGGCGACAGCCCAGGACCUGGGCCCCCGCCGCCCCCGUCUGCCGGGCUGCGCUCGCCGUCCACCCCUUUCACAGCCUACAGCACGCCCCCGGCCGCCGCCUACCCUCCGCCAGAGACGGCGGGCGACGCAGCUACCUCCGGCACACCGAAGGGCGGCCUUAACGGCGUCCAUGUGGGGCCUGCCAAGAUCCUCAAGCGCCGCAAGGAGGGAGAGCGCCCAGAGGACGUCUCAGACGCAAGGGUGUCAGAGGGGCCCAUCCCACUGCCGGCAGGCGCUGAGCCCAAGCCUGAGGGAGCUGUGGAUGCUGCGCCACGAGCAGCAGGGAAGAAGACGCCUGAGCCUCAGGGGAAAGGCCCAUCACAAACACCCCCGAGGCCCGCUGCUGCAGAGAGCAGCAGCAUGGGAGCGGAGGCUGUACUGCUGCGCAUCGAGGCCAUGCACAAGAAGCUUCUUGCCCAGCAGAUGGCAGCGCAGGCCAACACCCUAAAGGGCCUGAAGGAAGACAUGCGCAAGGAGACCAAACGAAUUGAGGCGACCACUCAGGCGCAGGUGAACAGGCUGGUACAGAAGCAGGCGGAGACGAUAGAGGCGGAGCGCACGGUGCUGAUGGCGGAGCAGCACAAGGACCUGGAGAAGCUGAUAGCCGCCAUCUCGGCCUCUGUCAACCGCGACCUGCCGCUGCGCAUCGAGGAGAUGAUGCGCCGCGAGGUGGCCGGCCUGGGCGGCAGCGUGGCCGGCACCUUGGCCGGCAGCCUGCGCUCGCUUGGGGCGCUAGAGAAGGCGUUGGGGACGCAGCUGCGCACGGCGCUCACAAAGAGCCUGCAGGACAGCUUCCGCAGCACCUUCCAGAGCACCCUCAUCCCUGCCUUUGAGAGCGCCUGUCAGACCAUGUUCUCCCAGGUCCAGGCGACGUUUGCUGGCGGGCUGGCGGAGCAUCUGCAGGCUGCGGGCGGAGCCAACGCGGCAGUGGUGGCCUCGCUGAGGGAGAGCGCCAGCCGCGUGGGCACCGCAGCCGACGCGCUGUCCAGCCAGGUGUCCGAGGGGCAGCGCCGCCUCUUGCAGCUGGCCGAGGAGGCCGCCACAGGCGGGUCCCGGCCGAGGCUGCAGGCGCUGACGGUGUCUCAGAUCGAGGCUCGCGUGGAAGACCCCACCAUCGCACUGAUGAAGCUCCUGAAAGAGAACAAGUAUGAGGAGGCAUUUGGGCGGGUGCUGGACAUGGCGGACGUGGGCAGAGUGACUUGGCUGUGCCAGCAGCUGGAUGCGGCGGAGCUGCUCAACCAGGAGCCGCUGCCCCUCAGCCAGAGCGUGCUGCUCUCCCUCAUGCAGCAGCUCGGCAGCGACCUCGCCAGGGAUACGGGCAUCAAGCUGCAGUGGCUGAAGGAGGCGGCGCCGGUGCUGGACCCCAAUGACACCAUGCUGGCGCCCCACAUGCGCCAGAUCCUUCAGCAGCUCUUCAGCGCGCUGCAGGCAUGCCAGUCGGGGGCCGCGCCCAGCGAUGCGCGCGCAUGCCGCCAUGUCAUCCACCUCGUCAACUCCCUGCUGCACCAGUGUCACUGA
Coccomyxa subellipsoidea C-169 is the source of this 3267-nucleotide messenger RNA. RefSeq lists its product as hypothetical. NCBI's taxonomy places the organism in Eukaryota, Viridiplantae, Chlorophyta, Trebouxiophyceae, Coccomyxaceae. Gene Ontology annotation, molecular function: protein binding. Gene Ontology annotation, biological process: deadenylation-independent decapping of nuclear-transcribed mRNA. The transcript has 14 exons. The record is from RefSeq and is a predicted model, not a curated record. The coding region runs from base 1 to 3267 and encodes 1088 amino acids. Gene Ontology annotation, cellular component: P-body.